GCACUGCCCAAGGGCCCAGGGUCAGUAGGGGGCCUCAUGAGAUGUCCCUGGUACCUUUUUCAUAGGCUUUUUUGAGUUUGGGCAAGGACACAGGGGCCCCAUGAUCCCCUAUUACCCGGGGGCCCCAUGAGUUGUCAGUCGGUCCCUGAGUGUGUGUGUGUAUUUAUAUGUGCUUUUUUGAGUUUGGGCAAAUGGGUUUUACAUUAUCAUACAGAUGCAAGAUCAGCUUGAAGCAGGUCAAA
This is a messenger RNA of Staurois parvus, 242 nucleotides long. The record is from the annotation of a GenBank genome assembly. Lineage: Eukaryota; Metazoa; Chordata; Amphibia; Anura; Ranidae.